CCCCCGCUCAGGGCGGGGCGGCGGCGGCGCGGAACCUUUCAGUGCGGCGCCGCUUCCCGCCCGGACGCAGCCGCAGCGGCGCCGCUGCCGCCGUUGCCGGGUAACGCGGGGUGCGGCGGCGAAGGCGGCCCGGCCGCGCAGGCCCCGCGAUGCUGGACCCGGAGCGCGGGCUGUCCCUCACCAUCGCGAGGGUCGUGCAGCGCCUGCAGGGCUCCAGCCUCCACUCCCAGCUGGAGCGACAGGCCCGGGUUAGCCUACACAAACCAGAAAUUAAGCUGGAAUCACUAAAAGAGGAUAUUAAGGAAUUUCUGAAGACAUCAGGUUGGGAAAAGAAGCUUCAGAAUGCUGUUUAUAGUGAACUCAAUGUGUUUCCUUCGCCCUGUCAUCCUGCAGCACCGCCUGAACAUAUUAAAGAACCUUUAGCCUAUAUGAGAAAAGCACAGGGAAGCUGGGAGAAGCGAAUUCUGAAAAGUCUGAACAGCAUGUGCACAGAACUCAAUAUCCCACUAGCACAGAAGAGGCCUGUAAAUGAACAAAAAGAGCUGCUUAAUAAGUGGAAUGAAAUGGGAACUGAUGAGCCAGAUCUAAGUCUUUUCCGGCCUGUUUAUGCACCUAAAGAUUUUCUUGAGGUACUGAUGAACCUUCGAAACCCAAAUUAUGAAAAUGGAGAGCAGCCUAGUUUCAGAAAUCAUCUGGGACUAAUUCAAGUUCCCUUAAAAGUUAAAGAUAUUCCAGAAUUGAAAGAAGACUUUAGCGAACUAGGCUUAAAUGUAGGACAGCUGGGUAUUGAUGACUCAGCACAAGUGCCUCCUGAGUUCUUUGAAAAUGAGCAUGUACGUGUUGGGCAGAAAGUUUUAGCAGAGCAGGAUAGCGCUGCAGCUCAGCAGUAUGUUCGUCAGGGAUGUCCGACAGCACUCCGAGCUGAUCUGUGGGCCCUCAUUCUUAACGUUUCUAAUCAGCCAGAGGACAUCCUGUAUUAUGAACAGCUUAAGUCAAAUGUGAUUCAACACAACCUUUUAGUGGACAGCCUGAUUUACAAAGAUGUAAAGCUGACAGCAAGUAAUGAUGACUACUAUUUUGUGUUUGAGGAUUAUUUAUAUCAGGUGUUGCUGUGUUUUUCCCGAGAUACAUCUGUAUUGGAGCACUUUGCUUACAGUAGUGCCACCCCACCCAAAUCAUACAUACAAGGAAAACUUGGAAUGGAAGAAUAUGCUGUUUUCUAUCCUCCAAAUGGUGUAAUUCCUUUUCAUGGCUUUUCUAUGUAUGUUGCUCCACUUUGUUUUCUGUACCAUGAACCUUCCAAAUUGUAUCAGAUAUUCCGUGAGAUGUAUGUGCGUUUUUUCUUCAGACUCCAUUCCAUCUCUUCUCAUCCCUCUGGCAUUGUAUCCUUGUGUUUGCUUUUUGAGACUCUUCUACAAACCCACCUGCCCCAGCUCUUCUAUCACCUCCGAGAAAUUGGAGCUCAGCCACUACGAAUUUCAUUUAAAUGGAUGGUACGAGCAUUUUCUGGUUAUUUAGCUACAGACCAGCUUUUGCUUCUGUGGGACAGAAUCCUGGGAUACAAUUCUCUAGAAAUUCUUGCUGUCCUGGCAGCUGCUGUGUUUGCUUUCCGAGCGGUCAACCUGAUGGAGGUGACAUCACUGGCUGCAGCAGAAGCUGUACUUGCUGACCUUUCAACCCUGAAAGUUAUGCCUCUUCUUCAAAUCUUCUUGUUUGCUACUGUCACUUGAUCUGCUUCAACAAUACUGGUACCACAUUCCAGUCUUUCUGGAGAAGCUAAGCAUCAACUAUGCAAUGUCUGCAUAAAACCAAAAUCAAACUCCAUGUAUAAAAUCAAUUUAGAAAUAAUUACCUUAAUAUUUUCUAACUGGAAAAAAUAACUUGUCAUACGAUUGUGUGAAGUGCAUGCUAAUGAAUGCCACUGUAGAAGCAAUGGUUAUUACUUGUACAUUGAAAACGACUACCUGUGCAAGUAAAUAAUAUGAAUCACUGUUUAAAAUGCAUGUAAUAUUAAAUUAAAUAAAUUAAAUGUAAUUCGUGA
Messenger RNA from Prinia subflava (tawny-flanked prinia), 2041 nucleotides. It is a transcript of the gene TBC1D19, whose product is annotated as TBC1 domain family member 19. Bases 150 to 1730 code for a protein of 526 amino acids. NCBI's taxonomy places the organism in Eukaryota, Metazoa, Chordata, Aves, Passeriformes, Cisticolidae. The transcript has 21 exons. The record is from RefSeq and is a predicted model, not a curated record.